Rotaria sordida is the source of this 375-nucleotide messenger RNA. The record is from the annotation of a GenBank genome assembly. NCBI's taxonomy places the organism in Eukaryota, Metazoa, Rotifera, Eurotatoria, Philodinida, Philodinidae.
AUGAAUUUAAAUUCUGUUAAACAUGUUUAUAUUUGUAAUAAAAAAACAGCAAAUAAUUGUAUAAAAUAUUUUUCAAAUGCUACUCAAUUGACAAUUAAAUAUUAUUUUAAUAUAUCUGAUGAUUCAAAUUCAAUAAUUCUUAAUCGUAUUAUUCCUUUAAAACAAAUUACUAAAUUAACAAUUGAUUGUUAUUAUUUUUCUUUUCAACAACUUAUUAAUCUAUUACAUUUUUUACCAAAUAUUCAUAUAUUAAAAUGGAAUUUUAUAAAUUACAAUGAAAAUAAUCUACCAAAUGAUACUUUUGAAUAUGUAUCAAAAACAAAUAAAAUAAAAAAUUUAGAUAUUAAAUCAUUAUGUACAUUAGACUUAAUUUAA